CACGGCUCCCAUGUCGCAGCGGGGAAGGUCAAUCGUCUACCUCCAGACUGCAAAUUAGAGCUGUCUCCCUGCACGUGGUUUUCGACGGUUCAGAUGCCCACGUAACGAGCAGAUUUGGCCUCCAUGCCACCGUCGUCGUCGCUGCCUCGGUUGCCCUCGUCGAAAGCAAGAAGGUCAAUCUCUACAUCUAUCGUUCAAGAUGGAGGAGGACCUGCUCAUAUUUAUCUUCAUGCUCCUUUUCUUCUUCUCUUGAAGACUCCGGGUUUCCUUCACUGUCAUCCGCUUCAAAUUGGGGCUUUUGGAGCUGGGUAAAUGGUGAAAGGCGGUGGGGAUCUUGUUAUCGCAUCUCGUCUGCUCUUCAAGGUUCAACGAACGGAGUAAGCCUGCAGACGAAUCACUUUCUUUGGAGCUCGGACAAUCUAUAAAGUGUUCAAGUAUGUACCGCCUCCGAUGAUUGGAGACUGAAUCCCAUAUUGGUGCGUUAUUGAUUACUCGUGCGUUCUAAUGCCAGUCUUGGCCGUCAGCAGAAAAUUCCCAGUGCCUCCUUGAGCUCAGGCCUUCGAACAAUUUCGAGGUUGGAAGAAGUGCCCAUCAAUGUCUUCUAUCAAAGCUGGUUCAAAGGACGGGCGGACCGCAUCCCGAGAGGAAGUCAUGAGCUGAGAGAGGUUAAUGUGGGUGGGGAUGACUGGUAUCCGCUGGAGAAUGGACGAGACCAUGGACAGAGGCUGCAGUACUGGAAGGAUGGAGAAGGAGCACAACAGCAAGCACAUACCGUACCUGCCCCCCGAAAUUAUCUGGAAGAUCCUGAGCAAGCUCCAAACGGUGACGAUAAUGCGAUGUCGAGAAGUUUGCAAGCAAUGGAAAUCCACCAUCGAGACUCCCUCACUAGCUCUCCAGUUCCAGUCGUCCAAGCCCGUACUCUUGUAUCACCACCCAGGCCACAGCUCACCGAAGGAGGGCUCUUGCUUGGGAAGGAAAUUGGCAGCUGCAGCAGGUACCCGAAAAUGGCAUCUCAAAUUCCACAACACGGUCUCAAACAAAUGGGAGACGCACCACCUCCCAUUCGCCGUAGGAAAUGACAACGUCGAACCCGACACCUUGCUAGCUGCAGACGGAGGGCUUCUGUGCUUCAGCAGCAAGAGAAGCCCAAACUCUAUCGUGGUGUACAAUCCUCUGUCCCAGCAGUGGAGACAGAUCUCGCUCCCGGCGAGCUUCCUGCCCACAGUUUUCUCGGAAGAUCACAGGGGAAAUCCAUUCGAGUGCUUCUUGCUGGGAAUGGUGGUAGAUCGUAACACGGGCUGCUACAAGGUGGUCGUAUCUGGGCUGGCCUUGGAGAUUCCCCAACCCACGUUCACUUUCGACUCUCGAACAGGGAGCUGGCAGGCUUCGACGGGGGAGCAGGGCGUGGACAACAACGGAGUGUUCGGAGGGAAGAUGAGGAUAGGAGAGUGGAGGCGCAAGAAGCGAGGGGUUCAGUGUGGAGGAAAUCUGUACUGGUUCAUCCAGUACGAGAGGCGCAUGCAUCCGAAAAGCGGGGCACUGCUCAAGUACAACGUCGAGUCGCAGGUGUGGGAGGUUCUCAUGGAGUCGGGGCUCAGUCAGUGCGUGCUCCCGGAGUUUCACAUGGCCGUGCACAAGGGAGAUGUGAUCAUGGUGAAUUGGAACGACAGCAACUGCUACCGAGGGGUAGGUCACCUGGAGAUCGAGAACUUGGGCGACGAGAUCAAGCUCAUGGAUUACGGCCUGGUGUCUCUGUACCACAAUGCCGAGCCCGAGAAGUUCUGGAAGCAAUUCUUGCCCAUCAAGUGCCUGGCGGAAGGUGGGACCUUCUACAUCGUCCACGUGCAUCAUCUGGACUGCCACAUUCCCCGAGUGCUGGUUUACAGACCGUCUGAGCCCUCCGGCAAAAAAUUCUCGUGGUUACCACCUUGGGAGGAUCUCCGAGACGACAAUCUGCUGUGGACCUUCACCCCAACCUUGAAAGCUUUUGUGUAAGCACCCGAAACUGCUCCCUUCCCAGAACCGCAACAUUGCUUUAUCGCCAACCGAGAGGCGGCCACGUUCGAAGCUGUAGCAUCCGGAGCCGCCGGAAUCUUUGUUCGGGUCCUUCUGGAGCGGGGGCUUUUGCGCUGCACCACAUACAUGCACACACAUACAUUGAUCGACAAACUCGAAAUCGAAGAAGAUCAGGAGGAGUCCAAAGCGGAAACAAAUCCGACUUCAACCGUAAAAUGGACUCUAGAUGGGGGACGAGAUAUUUCCCGAGGUAGAACAGCAAUCAUGGGCCGAUAUGUGCAAAUGCAAGGUUGUAUGUACUGUCAAAGCUGCUCCCCGUGAGCACUAUCACUCGAGUCAAGACUACACGGAAAGUUCCCGUCUCUAGUCGAAUUUUAUAAUGAGAAACCGGCCCCACCAUUAUCCC
This is a messenger RNA of Marchantia polymorpha subsp. ruderalis, 2422 nucleotides long. Lineage: Eukaryota; Viridiplantae; Streptophyta; Marchantiopsida; Marchantiales; Marchantiaceae. The record is from the annotation of a GenBank genome assembly.